Penicillium oxalicum is the source of this 1929-nucleotide messenger RNA. Its product is annotated as putative oxidoreductase, FAD-binding. The coding region runs from base 1 to 1929 and encodes 642 amino acids. The record is from RefSeq and is a predicted model, not a curated record. Gene Ontology annotation, molecular function: oxidoreductase activity. The transcript is spliced from 2 exons. Lineage: Eukaryota; Fungi; Ascomycota; Eurotiomycetes; Eurotiales; Aspergillaceae.
AUGGCGUUGAAUGCUCUUCAAGGCUGGCAUCCUGGCGAGAUCGCAAUCCAACGUAAGCUUGGGUUCGACGCUGCCGUCAAGCAUGAUUGGGCUCGAGUCGCCAAUUUCAUGCCGGAGCAGCAUCGCAUAUUUCACUCGUCCAACAUCUCGUUCAUUCCGUUGACCACAAUUGACGGAGAGGGACGACCCUGGGGUGCGAUAGUCUCAGGAACGACUGGCGAUGUUGGCUUCAUUCACAGCCCCAGUGCACGAUCCCUAAAUAUUCACACUAAGCUAUGGAAAGGAGAUCCCCUGCUAGAGACGCUCAAUGUUCUGCUCUCUCCCAAACUAUCAGGCGGGAUUUCAUCAGAUAGGCGCCUGACGGCGGGGUUGGGGAUCGAAUUUUCUACACGGCGCCGGAACAAGCUCGCAGGCGCGAUUACAGAUGUUAAAGCUCUGACGGAGCUGAAAUAUCAAAUUGAUGUGGCUGUGACGGAGACAUUAGGAAACUGCCCAAAGUAUAUCAAUGUGCGAGAACUCGUGUCUUACCCAUACACAAGGCCCGAUGUUGCCUAUCACAGACCCAAGCUAUUACCGGACGAGAGAUUGCCCGAUGAAGUCAUCGAAAUCAUUCAUACAGCUGACACCAUUUUCAUGGCAUCGAUCUACAGGCCCGAGCCAUCUAUUGCAUCGACACAUCCUGCUCACGCGGGCAUGAAUGCUCGAAGCGGCUUGCCGGGAUUCGUCCGGGUUCGUCGCUCAGAUGGCCGGACAGUAGUAAUCCCAGACUACUCAGGCAACCGAUUUGUGUCCAGCCUUGGGAAUAUCGAGAGCACUGGGCUUGCAGGACUGACCUUCGUUUCUUUUGACACGGGUGAUGUACUUUAUUUGACAGGCACUGCGGAAAAUCAUGUCGGCGAGAGUGCUCUUGGAAUUAUGGCCAGACACGCAAGUCUCACUACUGUGAGAGUGACUGGGUAUACACUCGUACGAGAUGCACUUCCUGUACGUCAAAAGGAGGGGACACAUGUCGAACGUAGCCCUUACAGUCCGAAAGUGAAGUAUCUGGUUGAAGAAACUGUCACACAGGCGAACCAAAGUGGUAACCAUAGCGCACAUGUCCAGGGAGCUGUACAGCUAUCUCCCGACCUUGCGGUGUUAAGAUUCGGCAUCAGCGCCGACUGCAAAGCUGCUGGUAUCAAGAUCACGCCUGGUCAAUCCGUGGUUCUCGACUUUAUGGACUGGAUCGGUCCGCCUCGGUAUCAACACAUGGCGGACGCUGCUCCAGAGUCUAUCAACGAUGAUCGAGUUCGGACCUGGACGGUUUCGAGUGCCCACGAGAACGAAAGUGCCACCUGGUUUGAAAUCACCAUGCGCAGAAUGCCAGGCGGCACGGUAACGGGCGCUUUGUUUAAUCUCCUCGAGGAGCACGGAGCGAAUUCAAACUUUGGGACAACUCUCCAGCUGGACGGGUCUGUUUCUGCCGGCCUUGUGGGAGUCACAGGAGACUUUGUUUUAAGUCCCGCGUACAAGCUUGAUGUCCUUUGGAUCGCAGGGGGAAUCGGUCUCACUCCAUUCCUGGCCAUGCUUCAAGCUUUAAAGAAGCGUGGUUCAUCCAUCGAGGGAGACAUUUGGCUUGUUCUCUCUACCCGUGAGCCGGACCUCAUGCUUAAACUGAUCCAUCCCUCCUUGAAAAGCAUUUCAGCCAAGAUGAAAAUUACGCUUCAUCUUUUCACCAGCGAGGAGGAUGUUGAUGUGUCCAUGAUGAUCCAGGACAAUGUCACGGUUGAGGCUCACCCAGGGCGCGUGGGAUCGGCUUUUUGGAAAACUGUACCUAGGAGAAAGGAGGUUUUUGUUUGCGGACCCAAUAGUUUUGGGGAUGCAACAGAGACUGGGUUGCAGAACGCUGGCGUUCUGCCGGGUCAGAUACACCGCGAGGGUUUCUACUAA